Messenger RNA from Carassius carassius (crucian carp), 2283 nucleotides. It is a transcript of the gene star, whose product is annotated as steroidogenic acute regulatory protein. The transcript has 7 exons. Gene Ontology annotation, biological process: steroid biosynthetic process; intracellular cholesterol transport; regulation of steroid biosynthetic process. Gene Ontology annotation, cellular component: mitochondrion; mitochondrial intermembrane space. The record is from RefSeq and is a predicted model, not a curated record. Gene Ontology annotation, molecular function: cholesterol binding; cholesterol transfer activity. The coding region runs from base 879 to 1736 and encodes 285 amino acids. NCBI's taxonomy places the organism in Eukaryota, Metazoa, Chordata, Actinopteri, Cypriniformes, Cyprinidae.
GGGUUGUGGGUUAAGGUACUUUUACUAAUAAAGCCACUUUCUACAGCUUAAAUGUUCUUGAACAAGUUGAUUUAAUGUCAAGCUAGUCAUUAAACCAAUAUUUUCAUACGACUAGAAAAGUUUCCAUUGGCGCCAAGUCCAAGGCUGUUAUUGUUGUCGCUGAUGGAGAAUUGAUUUGUUGCAGCUUUGAUAUGAUUUGUGUGGCACAGCUUGCACCAAGAUGAGACAUGGAUUUGCAGAAUGCAGCCUAGCUUACAUCUCAGUCAACUAACUUAAGGUUGAACGCUACAAUUUGUCCAAUAAAACUCCACACAAGUGGUUUAUUUUUGGAGAAGCCACUAAUUACCUCUUUUUAAGAUGUCACCGAGUAAUGAUGUCAUUUAAAUUUGACCUCUUGGAGUUAUGAUGAUGAUGAUGACACUGGACAUUUUUAGCUGGUGAUUUGUCACUUUGUAAACUUGAACUCCUGACCUAAAGCUGUAAUGGAACCUGGAGAGAAUGACAUAUGUGACAUACUGAGAGUUUCUGGCUUGUCAUAUCCUAAAGUAAAUCUGUAGAUAAGUUUAGCUGCUCUGUACUGUUUGUUUUGAGAAAUGUAGGCAACAUAAGUGUACUAAGCAGUGUUCUGUGUGGGUAGUCUUCAGGCACUGGCUGUUAUCUGUAACAACGUGUUUAACAGAUAGACUGUCGUGUUCGCUGCACAUCCUUGACAUACAGGGUCGCCCCAUCCGUUGAGUGAUGGUGGUGUUUUAUCUGUGAGGUGAUGAGAAUGUGGCCUUGUCUUGAUGGGGCUAUAAAGGGGCAGAAGCAGCCAGCUCUUCUUCAGAUUCCACAUUUCACGUGUAGCCACUCAUUCAUCUGUUAAGAAAAGUUUUAAAAUGUUGCCUGCAACGUUCAAACUGUGUGCUGGCAUUUCCUACAGGCACACGAGAAACAUGACAGGUCUGAGAAAGAAUGCAAUGAUUGCAAUCCAUCAUGAGCUGAACAAGCUUUCCGGACCUGGACCUAGUGUCUGGAUCAACCACAUCCGGAGAAGGAGCUCCCUACUCAGCAGUCGGAUUGCAGAGGAGAUGUACAGUGAAGCCGAGCAGUGCUAUGUGCAGCAGGGACAGGAAGCUCUGCAGAAGUCCAUCAGCAUCCUCAGUGACCAGGAUGGCUGGCAAACUGAGAUCGAGAGUGCCAAUGGUGAUAAGGUGAUGAGUAAAGUUCUACCAGGCAUUGGGAAAGUAUUUAAGUUGGAAGUGAUGCUGGAACAGAAGACAGAUUAUCUAUAUGAGGAGCUGGUGGAUAACAUGGAACAAAUGGGGGAGUGGAACCCCAAUGUCAAACAAGUCAAAGUUCUUCAGAAGAUCGGUGAGGAUACUAUGAUCACACAUGAGGUUUCAGCUGAAACAGCUGGGAAUGUGGUGGGCCCACGAGACUUUGUAAGUGUCCGUUGUGCCAAGCGGAGGGGAUCUACGUGCUUCCUGGCAGGGAUGUCCACUCAGCACCCUGGAAUGCCUGAGCAGAAAGGAUUUGUAAGGGCUGAGAAUGGACCCACCUGUAUUGUGAUGCGACCGAGUGGAGAAGAUCCCAAUAAGACCAAAUUUACCUGGUUGCUCAGUUUAGACCUUAAGGGUUGGAUCCCAAAAACUGUGAUCAACCGAGUACUUUCGCAAACCCAGGUGGAUUUUGCAAACCAUCUCAGGCAAAGAAUGGCAUCAAAUGGUGGUUUGGAAGCAGCCGUUGCCUGCUGAUGUCCACAUUUAUACCCUUAAAACACAGAUGACAUUACAAGGGUGACUUUUUUCAGGGCCAAGCUCAUCCCACCCAAAACGGUCACACCCAUUUCAGCCUACACUUGUAAACAUGUCCCACAGAUAGAAGUUACAUUGUCCAUCAAAGCAAUAUGCUGCUCAAUGUUCAAGCCACGUAACUUAAAAUGUUUUUUACAUGCACAAACUAUAAUAACUAAAAAUGGAUGCUCGAAGUUACUAAUUUAUUGCAGUAGAGAUUUAGUAAGUUUCGAUUUCAACCUAAUGAUAAAUUCAGUCCGCUUCCUCUGUCACCCCGAUUUUGUGGCUUGAACUUCCUUUUAUUAACUCGUAUACUUCUGCAGAACACCACUGACUAUUAUUAUUGGGCUUUUUAGUUCCUAUUUUAACAAUGUUUGUAGAAAAAAAAACAAAAAAAACGGAGGCAUUUAUUUUAAGUUAAUAUUAUUAUUGCAUCACUCUGGAAAAAGAUGUCUGCCAAAUAAAUAUUCAUUAAAACUAUUAAAAUGACAAAAUACAGUAUCAGUCU